Molecule: messenger RNA, 1812 nt
Organism: Podarcis muralis (Common wall lizard)
Lineage: Eukaryota; Metazoa; Chordata; Lepidosauria; Squamata; Lacertidae
Source: RefSeq, a predicted model, not a curated record
CAAUAAAUGCUGGAAAUGUAAUAGGACCAAAGGCACGUUAUACCACAUGUGGUGGACUUGCUCAAAGAUUAAAACCUUUUGGGACAUGAUCCACAAUGAGAUAAAAAAAUUGAUAAGGGCAUCACACAAUAAAAAGGCAGAGGCAUAUCUACUAGAAAUUCUUGAUAAAGAUAUCCCAAAGGAUAAAACUAACAUAUUCUUAUACGUGACAAAACGUGUUCUCCCUAGCAGAGAGGAUACAAGCCACCCCAGUGUUGCUGGGCGGAUUUGCGGAGUGACCCAGGCAGUGAAUUGGUUAAUUGGGUCGCUGGGGUGAAUUGCUUGUUGCCAAUUUUGAAGGAGGGGUCAGAGGUUUUAAAUAUUGGACACCCAACUUUGGGCGUCCUUUUGGCUGCUUGCACUGGAUCACAUGGAGUACUUGGACUGUCUGGAGGACAGUAGAGCGGACUGGAGCUAACAUUUGCUUGGAUUUGGCACCAUCCAAAUCUGCUGCAUCCUCUGCUUUGAAGUCACCCUGGUCUUUGGGCCUCCAGCACCACCUUCAGCAUGUCCAACCCAUCUAAGAGGCAUAUGAUGUUGGUGUUCCACUGGGUUAGGAAGAAGCCCCUGACAGAGAAGCCGUGCUCUACCAUCUCGGCCAGACCUUCUGCCUCUGCACCAGCUUGCAACACUCCUCACAUUUCACCCUUACUUUACGAGGAGCAAGACACAACCUGCUCCGCUCAGGAGGUCCAGCAGGUGCAAGGUGCUGCGAUUACCGAAUCUCACCGACCCCAAGUUUUAAAGAUCUGUCAUUGGCAGCGUUGGCCAGAAGAGAGCCCGCAGGCGUGGCAAGCAAAAGAAGACUCCAGCGGGUACAGGAAAAUGGAGGCUGUGUUGAAGUUUUCCAUCACGUGGAAUACAAACUCACGGAACUACCUCGAGGCGCAGGCAGUGGUGGAAACCCUCCUCAAGCAUGAGACACCAGAGAGCCUCUUGCAAUACAAAGGGAUCAAAGCAGCUGUGGAGUCUCUCCUACCAUACACGGCACUUCCAGAGGCUGGGCCGGUUACUGCAGGCCUCCAUGUUCCUUGAUUUCAUGUGACAAAACAUGAAAUUGCCUGACGCCGCCAAGUGGGACAAGGAGAUGGACAUGUGAUGAGCUUUAUUUAUUUAUUAUUAAUUUUAUUGAGUACAAAUUAGAAAAAAUACAAAUAUACAAAAAAAUGUAACCAAUAGAAAAUUAGAAAACAUUUUACCUCUUCUGAUAUUUACAAUUAUUUGCACCUCUACAAAACAAUAUUCACAAUAAAGAAAAGAAAUGAAAGGUAAAAUAUAAAAGAAAAGAACAAGAAGAUAAAGAAAAGGAAGAAUUAAGAUCAAGAAUGAGAAUUUUAAAAGUAGAUAAGUAUUCACUAUACACAGCCAUUUCCAAUCUAUAUUUAUGCUCAAUUAUGUAUUUUCAUCAUAUCCUUAUCUAUCUUAAUUAAAAUAUUUUUAAAAGACUUCCACCGUUUGCCUCACGCGUUUUUGGUAGUCCAUUUGUCAAAACCUCUGUUCUUCAUAUUUUUCCUUUGGGUCUCCUUAAUGUCUCACUUCGUAUUUUUUAUAUUACUCACAAGAUUAUUCUAAACACAACCAGAUUUUAGUAGCCGAGCCCUGGUUUUGUAAGUAAUCAUUUAAACACUCCCAUUGCUUCAUGAUCAUAGUUUUAGGUUUUCUCCUUAUUAAAUCUGUCAAUUUUGCUAGCUCCAGGUACUUGCAAAGUUUCCCCAGCCAUUCCCUUUUUGUUGGAAUGCUAUCCUUUUUCCAAUAGCUAGCAAUCAAAACUCU